UAUAUAUAUAUACAUGAAGGCAAUUUUCAUCAAGGCAUUUACAUGAAGGCUUCCAUGGGAGAAUAUCUUAAGAAAUGCGAAAAAUUCAGCGAGAUGAAGGUAGAAGAGAUUGAAAAUGGAGGUUUAAUAACAAGAGGUAACGAUGACGAAGUGGAGGUUACGAGUACUUUGAGCUCGUCAACGAAGAAAAGAAAAGUUGAUUUUAGUGAAAAUUCAGCUUCCCCGGCAACAUCUGUAACGUCAGUUGACAUUCCGGCGAAUUCUCAAUUUUCGAGUUGUUAUGAGUCUGGUGAAGUUAUUAUGAUGAAGAAGAAUAUUUUGAAAUCGUUAGAUCUGAAGGCUGAGGAAUUCGAAACUGACAAUUCGGCUUCUUUUAACGGCGGUUUCAGUGAAAAUUUCAAGCAAAUUGAUCAGCAGAAUUUGACAAGUGAGCAUACCGGAGACUCGGAAGAAAUGGAGUCAUCAUCCACGACAACCAAAAAAUCAUCUUCGUCUGGCAGUGAUGAUCCCCGGAAACUGCCGUCAGCGGCGAAGUUUCCACCAGAAGCGGAGAUUGAAGAGUUCUUUGCAGAAGCAGAAAAGCGCGAGCAAAAAAGAUUCGCAGAAAAGUACAAUUACGAUAUUGUGAAGGAUGCGCCAUUAGAGGGACGUUACCAGUGGGUAAUUUUGAAGCCUUGAAGGAUAUGAAGAUGACAGUACAAUUGCUGAAGGGGGGUUUUAAUUAACACGGCGAGUUUCAAGAAUCCUUUUCCAUUUCUAGUUUUAGAUCAGCAUUUACUAUUUACUACUACUAUUUUCAGCUUAGUUUAGCUUUAUCGGUGUACAGCCAUUCACCUUGCUAUAUUUGUGUAAAGAAGCUAUUUAUGUGAAUCCUUCUUGAUUUUAGCAGUGCCAUAACUGAUCCUUCUUUUCUGCAA
Molecule: messenger RNA, 917 nt
Organism: Capsicum annuum
Lineage: Eukaryota; Viridiplantae; Streptophyta; Magnoliopsida; Solanales; Solanaceae
Product: cyclin-dependent kinase inhibitor 7
Exons: 4
Coding region: 43-678 (211 amino acids)
Biological process (GO): negative regulation of cyclin-dependent protein serine/threonine kinase activity
Cellular component (GO): nucleus
Molecular function (GO): cyclin-dependent protein serine/threonine kinase inhibitor activity
Source: RefSeq, a predicted model, not a curated record